AUGGACGGUCUCCAGUAUACUACCAAACACGACGUUACCAUCGACGACGUCGUCUCCCUAACUCAGACCAUGGUGCAGAUCGACUCCUCGACCCCCGGGUCUGGUUCAAAUACAGCCGGCGAGACGACCAUGGCGCAGUUUAUAUGCGCAUGGCUUCAACACCGCAACAUCGAAUGCCACUGGAUUGAAGAGACCCCAGGGCGUCCAUCAGUCAUUGGUGUCGUCCGAGGAUCAGGAGACGGAAAGGCUCUUAUGUUCAACGGACACACCGAUACCGUCACUCUCCAAGGUUAUGACGGGGACCCGUUAAGCGGCCACAUAGCCAACGGCAGGCUCUACGGACGCGGAUCAGCCGACAUGAAAAGUGGCAUGGCAGCAGCAAUGAUUGCGACUGCCAGUGCGGCUAAGUUGAAUCUCCGAGGUGAUGUGAUCCUCGCGGCCGUGGCGGAUGAAGAAUGCGAUAGUAUCGGUACAGAACAAGUGCUGGCGGCCGGCUGGCGGGCAGAUGCUGCUAUUGUUGCAGAGCCGACUGACUUCGCCAUCAUUAACGCCCACAAAGGAUACGUUCUCCUAGAGGUUGACAUCCACGGUGUUGCCGCCCACGGCUCUCGCCCAGACCUCGGUGUCGAUGCCAUCUGCAAGGCCGGAUACUUCCUCGUCGAACUGGAUCGCUACGCUCAGAGCCUUCCGCAACGUUCUCCUACCGGAGUCGAAAUAGACGCCCCAAACGUCCAUGUAGGUAUUAUCAGAGGCGGCGCCGAGAUCAACUCCUACCCUGCGAAAUGCACAAUCUCUAUCGAGCGGCGCACCGUCGCAGGCGAGACCACGGCAUCUGUGGAAAAUGAGCUGCGACCCAUUCUAGAAAAGCUCGAAUCAACGGUUCCUGAUUUCACGUUUGAGCUUCGUACGACCUCUUACCGGCCUCCUUACUCGAUUGCAUCUGAUCAUCCCUUUGUCAAUCUUGUCGUUGAACACGCCGUGAAGACAACGGGCAUGGCACCGCCAAUUAAGAGCGAGACUUAUUGGACCGACAUGGCGUUGCUUUCUGAAGCAGGAAUUCCGGGCGUGAUCUGGGGGCCGAAGGGCUGUGGAUUGCAUUCCAAGGAGGAAUCGGUUGAGGUUGAAUCUAUUCGCCAACUUGCAGACUCGUUUAUAGCUAUCGCGGCGAGCUAUUGUCAGGGUUGA
Penicillium mononematosum is the source of this 1185-nucleotide messenger RNA. RefSeq lists its product as uncharacterized. The transcript has a single exon. The record is from RefSeq and is a predicted model, not a curated record. Gene Ontology annotation, molecular function: hydrolase activity. Lineage: Eukaryota; Fungi; Ascomycota; Eurotiomycetes; Eurotiales; Aspergillaceae. Bases 1 to 1185 code for a protein of 394 amino acids.